Molecule: messenger RNA, 2306 nt
Organism: Geodia barretti
Lineage: Eukaryota; Metazoa; Porifera; Demospongiae; Tetractinellida; Geodiidae
Source: the annotation of a GenBank genome assembly
CCCCGGAGAGAGAAGCAGCAACGAGCCAUUUUUGGGGGAGAUGGCUUCCGAGUCUACUACAAAGCAGGAUAUUGAGAGUAACGGAAACAACAACAACGGUGAGUGUCUUGUGCAGGAUGUGGCAUGGUCUGCUGUCUCGCGGCGCGGCGUGCGUAAGCGCCUCCUCGCGUGCGCUUACGACGUGGUGGAAAAGGCGAGGUGUGAAUGAAUGAACCAGCUUGCAGUGCUGUAGAGUGACGACUGGUGUGGAUACAUAGUUGGCAUGACUACCCAGGGGCAGCUCGUGAGUAGCUACACGUCCAUGGACGGCGACAGGGACUUGGCGCGCUCUUCGGAGCCUCUAAUGCUGCGUCAAGACAAAAGAGGUAGAGGUGGGGAGGGGAAGGGAGAGGGUAGAACUGUGGCCGAUGUCAUUCACGGAGAGAAGAAGAUGAAGACGACGCGGGCACGCGUUAAACGAGGUAGACGCUGCUUGGUACGUUUUUGACAACUUGUCAUGUGACCAGGCCGAAGACAUGCUCCGUCGUCAUGGCGACGACGGCUCGUAUCUGGUGUCUCAUUUCCACGAUCCAGAGAGUUACGGUCUCUCCAUCAGAUUAUCAGAAGGGGGCGUGGAGGUUUACAAGCACUACUCCAUAUGUAUCAGAGAGGGGAAUUUUCAACUUGAGAACUCACAAGAUCCGUACAAGACGAUCGAGCAAGUCGUGUCGUGCGUUCAAGAGAAGAUGAAACCGGAGAAACUGGUCCCCAUAUUUCACAGAUACAACUGCGAGACGUGUGACUACUCGAUAACAAUGAGUACUGAUGAACCUCCCACUUACACCCAGGCAAAGAGCUAUCCAGAAGCGGCAAAGAAGGCCCUGCCACUGAUAGUACCGAUCAGACCGACACUGAGACGUAUGAUGGGAGGAGGGAGUGCCGAGGAGAGGUUUAGUGGAUUCGAGGACGAGGAGGCCACCACGGCACCUGAAGAGGAGCGUCCACAUGGUUGCUGUUGGAAGGUGUUCCACACUGACCCGGGGGGAGCGUGGUACAAACCCCACAAGGCCGGUCCCAUCACCGCCAUCUUCCUCAUCUUUGGCUGGAUACUGUUCCUCAUUCUCUGCGGCUGGAUCGUUGCCUUGGCGAUGAUCCUAGUGUUCAUCCUCAUCGGGUUUGCAUACGUUUUUAAUUUCAUUUGCACCGGACGAUGUCAGAUCGAGGAAGACGACAGUAAUUAAUUAGCAUUCUUUUAAAGUCAUUCUAAUAUGUAUAUAGAAAUUAAAUUUUUGAAAAAUGUCUCCUGCACUGAUUUUUAUCAACUUUAUAAUAGGUGUGGCUUCUGUUAAUAUUUUAUUACCUCCUUUUCCGACUAAUAUUUUUUUAUCAUUAUUCAAUUCUUGUUAUGAACUUAUUUUUCGAUUUGGAAAACGUUUGUUUGUUUUUUACCUUCCUAAAACCGUACAACACUUCGAAAACACAAAAAUAUUUCCAAGUUGGAAAAAACGUAAAAAUCGAGUAUUGCUACUUACCAAUACUAAGCAUGGAGGCUAAGCUAUCAGCCAAGUCAGCAAUAGCUGGAUGACCAGCUAGACUCCAUAUCUUACAGGUUAGGUCUGAUGAACACGAAGCGAGGUAGGCUCCGUCACCGGAGUAAGUUACCCCGUAUACUACCCCGGAGUGAGAGGACAGGGUUGCCGGGGUAACGGCCUGGAAUGAAGACACCUACGUUGAUGACAACAGGGAGUAACACAAUCUUAAAACAGUGCAUUUAAAUUGAAAGGUCUGGUGCUAAUUUUGAGACUGACUUUGACUUGCUGGAGGUCCCAGAGCUGUAGCUGGCAGAGGUCGUUGCCAGACGCCAGCUGUGAGCCGUUUGGGGAGAAACAAGACAGUUGGUCUCCUUGGAAACUCUCUGGGUGGCCUGCAGAAUUGCUGAGGGAGGGAGGAAGAGGAGUAGAGAGUGAGGUAAAAUGGGUCAAAACACUAUCGAAAGAGAAAAUUAAUCGCAUUCUUGCACUGGGCCCUAUUGUUUCGGUCUAUCUUUAGUAACAUUUCUAAAUUUAGCCCUUAUGUACUGACACAUUCCAAAAGUGUGUGGGUCAAAAAGCGAAAAGUAAAAACUUUUUGAAAUUUGUGUGUACACCUCGACUUCUUGCGUCCCACAAGGCCACCAUUCCCUUCCUGCCGCAACUAGCCAGGAUUCCCGGCUCCACUGGGCUGCAAGCCACGUCGUACACCGACUCCUCGUGACCAAUCAGAGUGACGGCCGGAGAGUUCGUCGACAUGUCCCAUACCUGUACCGUCCCGUCCCAUGACGCACUCGC